Molecule: messenger RNA, 1984 nt
Organism: Diabrotica balteata
Lineage: Eukaryota; Metazoa; Arthropoda; Insecta; Coleoptera; Chrysomelidae
Source: the annotation of a GenBank genome assembly
CUCAGAUAAAACCGUUCGCUACUUAAAAUAGUCUUCAGAAAUAAAACUGUUUUACAACUAAACGGUUUGAAUAUGAAGACUACCUAUCUCAUAUUCAUAUUGAUUUCGGCUUUGGUUCUCAAGACUACAACAGGAGAAUUGUAUGUAUUAAUAGGAAAAGUAAUAAGCUUUUUGAUAGAAUUUGCAAGGCUUCAAACUGUGUUUCUACCUUUUUAUCCAGAAACUAAGCUCUUCACGAAAACAAAACCAGAGUAUGAUUUUAUUAUCAUUGGGUCUGGUCCAUCUGGAGCUGUCGUUGCGAACAGGUUAACAGAAAAUUCCAACGUGAAUGUACUAAUGUUAGAACAAGGAGUCGAACCAGGCUUGAUUGCCGAUGUGCCCAUCAUAGCUGGUGCUUUGGAAUUCACGAGCUAUAACUAUAGAUAUAAAUCUGAACCACAAGAACAUUUUUGUAGAGCUUGUACAGAUAAAAGAAUGGAAUGGCCACACGGUAAAGUAUUAGGUGGAAGUAGUGUUAUGAAUUACAUGAUAUUCGUUCGUGGAAAUGCUCAUGAUUACGAUAAAUGGGAAGAAAUGGGAAAUCCAGGAUGGUCGUACAAAAAUAUGUUACCCUUGUUAAAGAAAAUGGAAGAUGCUAACGUUGAAAAUAGUGAUACGGAAUAUAGAGGGACUGGUGGCCAUUUGUCAGUAAGCGAUGUCCCAUACAGGACUGAAAUAGUACAUUCAUUUGUCAAUGCAUGCCAAGAAGCUGGGCAUAAGUAUCUGGAUUAUAAUGGAAGGAAACAAUUGGGGGUAUCGUACAUUCAAGCUACUCUAAGAAACGGUCUUCGCUGUAGCGCCGAAAAAGCUUAUAUUCGUCCAGCAAGUGUAAGAAGUAAUUUAAAAAUAAAAGUAAACUCACAAGUCACAAAAAUAUUGGUUGAUAAAAACACAAAAACAGCAUAUGGAGUUGAAUACCUUUAUAGAGGUAAAAGAUAUUAUGUGCGGGCUAAAAAAGAAGUUAUUUUAUCUGCUGGAGCCCUAAAUUCUCCGCAAGUUCUAAUGUUGUCCGGAAUUGGACCUAAAGAUCAUUUAAAUGAGCUUGGUAUCCCGAUGCUAAAAGACUUGCCAGUUGGUGAAAAAAUGUAUGAUCAUGCAACGUUUCCAGCUAUUAUGUUUGAAGUAAAUCAAAGUAUUGUUCUAAAUGCUGUUACAGGCUUUUUUAAUCCAUUAAAUUAUAUUGGGGUUAUCUCAGAUGCCGGAUUGUUCACUUCGAUAGGGGGAGUCGAAGCAAUUAAUUAUAUAAAAACUAAAUAUGCAAAGGAUCCUGAUCCUGGUUAUCCUGAUAUUGAACUACUAAUGAUUGGAGGAGCUCUCAGCACAGACUUUGGUUUUGUUUUUAGAAAAAUAUUCAAUAUUCCGCCAAAGGUAACCCCAGUUUUACUCCAUCCGGAAUCAUACGGUUCUAUCAAAUUAAAUAAAUCAAACCCUGAAGGUGCUCCAUUGUUUUAUGCUAACUACUUUUCCGAUCCAGAGAAUCAUGACAUCAAAACUUUCAUUGAGGGAAUGCGAGAGCUUCAGAGGAUAAAUUUGAUGCCAUCUCUACAAAAGGUUGGAGCCAAACUGGUCGAUAUACCAGUGCCAGGCUGCGAAAACUACAAAUUUAACUCUGACGAAUACUGGGAAUGUGCUUUACGAUCCCUAAUAGGGAGUUAUUACCAUCAAGUAGCUACUUGCAAAAUGGGCCCAUCAUCGGAUCCGGAAGCUGUAGUAAAUCAUUUGUUACAAGUACAUGGCAUUAAGAACUUACGAGUUAUUGAUACGAGUAUAAUUCCCUACCCACCUUCAUCACAUAAUGUUGGUCCAGCGUAUGCUAUUGGCGAAAAGGGGGCAGAAAUAUUAAAGAACCACUGGAAGAUUUAGCGGAGAGUUUCUAAACUUUAAACAAAAUUUUUUGAUCUUGUUAAGAUACUACUGCUAUUCUUUAUAAAAGCAUUUUUUUUUA